Molecule: messenger RNA, 3657 nt
Organism: Tachysurus fulvidraco (yellow catfish)
Lineage: Eukaryota; Metazoa; Chordata; Actinopteri; Siluriformes; Bagridae
Gene: ptdss1b
Product: phosphatidylserine synthase 1b
Exons: 13
Coding region: 92-1492 (466 amino acids)
Biological process (GO): phosphatidylserine biosynthetic process
Molecular function (GO): L-serine-phosphatidylethanolamine phosphatidyltransferase activity
Source: RefSeq, a predicted model, not a curated record
AUAAAACUUUACCAGUCCACCAACUUCGAUACGGGAAGCGACAUUUCUGAUUCUUCAGCAGUUCCAUUUGUCGUAACUUUUUGUUGUUACCAUGACAUCGUCACCGGGCUCUCGGACUCUUAGUAAAGACGACGUCCAUUACAAGCUUCAUUUCCGGAUGAUAAACGAGCAACAAGUGGAGGAUAUCACUUUAGAGUUCUUCUACAAGCCGCACACCAUCACGUUACUGACGUUCACCAUCAUCAGCAUUAUGUACUUUGCCUUCACCAGAAAUGAUUCUGAUCCUAACAAUAACCUCCGGGUGGGAAUUGCACUCGUUGUCUCGUUUUUCCUUGUCAUCAGUCUCCUGGCUUUCCCCAACGGUCCUUUUACCAGGCCGCACCCAGCUAUAUGGCGCAUGGUUUUUGGUCUCAGUGUCCUCUACUUCCUUUUUUUGGUGUUUCUCAUCUUCCUGAAUUUGGACCAAGUGAAGCUCUUGAUGUACUGGCUGGACCCCAACUUGCGUUAUGCAACACGGGAGGCAGAUGUUAUGGAAUAUGCAGUAAAUUGUCACAUGAUCACGUGGGAGCGCAUCCUCAGUCACUUUGACAUUUUUGCAUUUGGACAUUUUUGGGGCUGGGCCAUGAAAGCUCUGCUCAUCCGCAGCUACGGACUCUGCUGGACCAUCAGCAUAACGUGGGAGCUCACAGAGUUAUUUUUCAUGCACUUACUGCCCAACUUUGCUGAGUGCUGGUGGGACCAAGUCAUUCUUGACAUCCUGCUGUGCAAUGGAGGUGGUAUCUGGCUGGGCAUGACUGUGUGCCGUUUUUUGGAGAUACGCACUUAUCGCUGGGCCAGCAUCAAGGACAUUCACAGUGCUACAGGGAAGCUAAAGCGUGCUGUGCUGCAGUUUACACCAGCUAGUUGGACCUAUGUGCGCUGGUUUGACCCCAAAUCUUCUUUCCAGAGAGUGGCAGGGAUUUAUCUCUUCAUGAUCAUCUGGCAGCUCACAGAACUGAACACUUUCUUCCUGAAGCACAUCUUCGUGUUUCAGGCAUCUCAUCCCCUGAGCUGGUGUCGUAUCCUGUUUAUCGGGAUCAUCACUGCCCCGACUGUGCGGCAGUACUACGCUUACCUUACGGACACUCAGUGUAAACGUGUUGGAACUCAGUGUUGGGUGUUCGGGGCCAUUGCUUUCCUGGAAGCGCUGGCGUGUAUUAAGUUUGGCCAGGAUCUGUUCUCCAAAACACAGGUCAUGUAUGUGGUCCUUUGGCUUGUGUGUGUGGCAUUCAUUACCUCUCUCUGCCUAUAUGGGAUGGUGUGGCAUGAGCAGAAAUACGGCGUGAGGCUGAAGAGCACGUCAGAUUGUGACGAUAGCAGUUUCCUUGACUCCUGUGGUUACGUUCCUGACCCCAUUAAAGGUGAAAGAAACUCCAGCAACCCCCAGAUGUUACGUCAGAGAAGAGGAGGAGCAGAGAAGAACAAAGCUAACGGCACAAGCAGGAAACAGUAGCUGCGUUGAUGUUAGUGUCGACUCUACACGGACCUUACACGGUAUUUGGAAAUCAAAGAGUGACCACGGGAUUGCGCUGUUUCCUCAUUAUGGCACUAAUUCUGCGUUAUUCUUUAUGCACGUUCACUUAUUUCUGUUUAUCACUGUUUCUAAUUGGACAGUUUUGUAGUUUUGAAGAAGGACUUACAAAAGAAGGAAAAGCAAAUGCACAUAUUUAGUCAUAUCCACAUUGUCCUUAACUUUAAAUAUAGUGAAGAACAUUUUUGGGGUCCCUUUUAUAUAUGAUGGACUUUCUCAGCUACAUUCCUACCAAACAGCCUUUAACUCCACGCAUGAACAGUAUGGCUGAAUAUAAAUUAGGAUAUUUUAAUGUAAGACAAGACCAACACUUUGUUAUAUGCACUAUAUGUAACCUUACAAAGCCAAAGGACGUUUUCUCUUCAGUCACCUACAAGAAGGUACAAUAUGGACCCAUUAUUGCAAUACUACUUUUUCUUUUUGUUAACAAUACCCAUAAUGAAAUCUAAAUAUAAAAUACACAAGAAAACUUACAUAGCUUAAAACAUGAUUUACCCCGAAAAAAUCAUUUUUUUUUAUAAAUCAAAAUGAACCCUGUAAGAAUACUAACUAUAAUAAAGUAAAUGCAUGUCUAAACCUUCACACACAUGCAUGACUUUUUAUAUGUAAACAUUUUCAGUUCCAGUCAUUUGUUACAGGAUCAGAUUAAAUUAAUUUUUUUAUUAAUUUUUUUUACUUUAGUAUCUGAUCCACUGUUUGUUACUGAUCCCAUGCAUCGGCUCCCGGAUCUCGAUCAGCUCCAUCUCUAGUAUUAACAUCACCUUAUUGCCUUGCCACGGCUUUUUUUUUGUUUCUAAAAACUGCAAUAGUUUAUUUGCUAUUUGGAGAAUCCUUUACCUGUAAAAAGUGAAAAAGGAAAACCUACUGCAUUCUCUGCACACACAUUUAUUUAUUUAUUUUCAGAUGUAAUCUCAAAUCUUAGACACAUUAUUUGAAUGUAUGCAGUAAUCUUUUGCUUUUUUUAAUCAGAACUAUAGAGAUGUAAUUUUCACUACUGUGACAAAUUUUACAAUCUUGAAGAUGGCUUUAAAAGAUUUUUAUGUCAUUCGUCCUACUUAGAGUUUAGCGUGUUUAGUUACAAAAGUAAUGAAAAUAACUAAAAUUGUUACCUGAAGAAAUACCUGUCUGUGUCUGUGUCUGUGUGUGUGUGUGUGUGUGUGUGUGAGAGAGAGAGAUGUGGGUACUACAUAAACAAAAUGUUUUUUUUUCUUCCUAAAAAAGGUGCUUUAUUCUUUUGUCUAUUGACCAAAAAUCGUAUUUGAUGUUCUUUUUGAAGGUUAUGCCAAAAAAAAAUCAACGAUUAUAAAGGGUGUUUUCCUACUUAAUAAGCAUGGUUAAGGUGUUAUGUAAAAUAUAACCAAGGUGCUAUAGGGUUUAAUAAUUAAUUUGUAUCGAGUACUUAUUGUUUUUAAAGUCACUGUGAAAAAUGAGUAAACUGAUUGUCUGGACUAACAAAGCAGGAUGUUUAACGUGCUCUCGUUUCUCAAGUCCAGUUGGUGGUACUGUUUCACCUUUUCCAGUUCAGUGCCUUAGUGAAGCAUCUGGAAAAAAUAAAGUAAAAGAAUUUCCAUGUUAGUGCCACUUCAUGGCCUGUAGAUGGUCCAGUGAUUUAGAGGUUUUCCCUUUAAUGAGUGACCAAUAUUCCUGGGAGUUAGCGGUAAAAAAAAUACUAUCUUUUGGUACUACUAUUAUUAUAUUGGCUUAUUAUUAUUAUUAUUAUUAUUAUUAUUAUUCUACUUUGGGGAAAUUUCAUCCUUAUUUUUCUGUGUGUGUCAUGAUAUCAUGUUUGUUUUUUAUUAUUUAACUUGUGGAAAAGGGUUUAAAAAUGCUUUUUGUUUAAGAAGACAGUGUUAUUUUUUUUAAGUGAUCACUAUUACCUGAAUGUUAUAAAAUACUUAUUAUAAACACAAAAACUGUGAUUGAACAAAGUGCUGCAGCUUUCUAAUGUCUUUAUUGUGUGGAGAAAACGAGUUCAAAUCUGUAUCUGUAUGUACUUCUGAUUUUAUUGGCCAGUCAGUAUAUCAGCCGGGUUCUGUGACCACGUUGAGAACGACUUGACAUUCAAUAAACCCUCAAAUUCAAAAUAA